Molecule: messenger RNA, 1134 nt
Organism: Striga hermonthica
Lineage: Eukaryota; Viridiplantae; Streptophyta; Magnoliopsida; Lamiales; Orobanchaceae
Source: the annotation of a GenBank genome assembly
AUGAUCUCUGCUUCACAAUAUUCCUUCUCUCCUUUACUUUACCUCAUUGCCAUUAUUCUCUACAAUCCGCAAUUAGCUUACUGCAAUUGCAACAACCCGCCGGUCAUCUUCAACUUCGGAGAUUCCAACUCUGACACCGGCGGUCUCGUUGCCGGCCUUGGUUUUCCGGUCAAGUUUCCUAAUGGCCGGGCCUUUUUCGGCCGGUCAGCCGGCCGCCUCUCAGAUGGACGCCUCAUCAUCGAUUUUCUAUGCCAGAGUCUGAACACGAGCUUCCUUAGACCAUAUCUCGACUCGUUAGGUUCAAACUUCGACUCGUUAGGUUCGAACUUCUCAAAUGGAGCCAACUUUGCUAUAGUAGGGUCGGCCACGCUGCCUAGGUAUGUCCCAUUUGCACUGAAUAUUCAGGUUAUGCAGUUCAAGCAUUUCAAGGAACGCUCAACCGAGCUUGCUGGCGCCACAGGUAUUGCCCGUUUGGUAGGACCAUUAAGUCCCGACAGGUUCCAAGAUGCUCUUUACAUGAUUGAUAUUGGACAAAACGACAUUGCUGAUUCCUUCGCUAAGGGCCUAUCCUAUGUGCAAGUGGUCAAAAGAAUUCCUUCAAUAUUAGCAGAAAUUGAGAAUGCUGUGAAGGAAAUAUACGAUGAAGGAGGCAGGAAAAUCUGGGUCCACAACACUGGGCCUUUGGGCUGUCUGCCCCAAAAACUAAGUUUGGUACACAAUAAUGGUUUGCAGGGCCUCGACUCAUACGGCUGUAUGAAAGGCUACAAUGAUGCAGCAAAGUUGUUCAACGAAGGCCUACGCCAUGCGUGUGAAGGUUUAAGAACCGAGAUGAAGGACGCAACCAUAGUGUAUGUGGAUGUGUAUGCCAUUAAGCUCGAUUUGAUUGCAAACUCCACCAACUAUGGUUUCUCGACUCCAUUGAUGGCGUGUUGUGGCUCGGGUGGACCGCCUUAUAACUAUGACAGGAAGGUUUCGUGCGGGUCCCCCGGUUAUCAAGUAUGUGAUCAAGCGGCUAAGUUUGUGAGCUGGGAUGGUGUUCACUACACCGAUGCAGCCAAUGGCCUAAUAGCCUCCAAGAUUCUUUCCGCAGAAUAUGCGACUCCACGGGUUACAUUCGACUUUUUCUGUCAAUGA